Acyrthosiphon pisum (pea aphid) is the source of this 1900-nucleotide messenger RNA. Its product is annotated as rRNA N6-adenosine-methyltransferase ZCCHC4. Gene Ontology annotation, molecular function: rRNA (adenine-N6-)-methyltransferase activity; nucleic acid binding. Gene Ontology annotation, cellular component: nucleolus; cytoplasm. The record is from RefSeq and is a predicted model, not a curated record. Gene Ontology annotation, biological process: rRNA methylation. Bases 545 to 1828 code for a protein of 427 amino acids. The transcript is spliced from 9 exons. Lineage: Eukaryota; Metazoa; Arthropoda; Insecta; Hemiptera; Aphididae.
AAAAAUCAACUACAAUUAGUACAAUGUAUCUUUGAAUCUUUACACACUCCGCACACGACGCACGUGGCCAUGGUCUCUUCACGACAUUCAAGACUCAAGACUCAAGACUCAAGACACAGACUCUACUAGUCUACUACAAUAGUAUAGUAGUACUGUGUGCGCUCGUGCAGCUAUUAGGUGUCGUGGUUUCCGUCUAUUUAGUUAUAGAGUUGUAGUACUCUAGUGUCUCGUCUCUGGAAUCUGCUGCCUGGUAAAUUAUUAUAGUACUUAAAGUAAAUAGUAAGUCAGUAAUCGAUGCUGCGGACUGCGGAGCCCACUGGAUAGUACUAUUGGCCAUUCGUCAAUUCGUCAUUUCAUCAUUCAACCAAUCUGGUCUACUGUCAAGACGUAUUCAAUGUCGCUAGUGCAAGGCGUUUUACUAUAAAUUAUUUAAUUAUGUUUGUGUUCUAACUUCUAAUUCCCACUUCGGAAUAAAAAACGUUUGAUCGACCACAAAGUUUGGCAUUAAUUGUUGUUCACUCUGCCAGCUGUUGCCGACACAAAGAUGACAGAGGAAUACAUCAAAACUGUUUCCGUCCACAUGGACAAUUUGAACGCGCAUCCUCAUUGCUCUCAUGGACCAACGCUGUUGUUUUCUCGAGGAUCUGACGGUAAAAAGUUUUACUCUUGCUCGGCACAUAGAGAUAAAAAAAAAUGUUCUUUUUUUGUUUGGGAAAAUCAAAUUGAAUCAAUUGGACAACAAUUCAUGGAACAGUAUGAAAGGGAUCUCAUUGUUACAAAAAUGAUGAGAUAUAAAUUACAAUCCAAGUACGAUCACGUAAAAAAUUUAAACCCAGAAGAAAGAUGUUUCUGUCAGAAAUGUGGUGAAUUAUUUUCUAAGACUGAACAGGAUUUGCAUUCAGACCAUUGUGAAAUGCUAGUAGAAAAUAUAAAUGACUUAAAAUUAUCUCACCCUUCACAGUUGUUUAGACCACGUCAAGAAUCUAAAAGCGAAUCUCAAUAUUUUUUUACCGAAAACACAAUUGAAAUGUUGGUAAAAAUGUUUCGCUCUGUUGGUACAACUAAUGUUAUUUGUAUCGGUGCUCCUACUAUACAUGAAAGGAUAUUCUGCGACGUACCCGAAAUGAAGAGUUUUUUACUUGACAUUGAUCAUAGAUAUUUACAAUUUUAUGAAAGUGACCAUUUCAGAUGGUUUAACAUGUAUAACUGCCAUAUACUUGAGGAAUGUGACACGGACCUUGUAUUGGAAGAUAUUUUGACCCAAGGAGAUUCUACAGCCGUAUUUAUUGACCCACCAUUUGGUGGCAGACUUGAACCAUUAGCAUAUACACUAGAAAAAUUUGAUCAAAUUAGGAAGAAAAACAACAAAAGCAUAUUAUCGAAGUUUCUGGUAUUGCCUUAUUUUAUGGAACGAUUUGUGGUCAACUGCUUACCUGGUAUGUCAAUGCUAGAUUAUAAGGUUGACUACAUAAAUCAUAAGAAGUUUAAUAGUUCUGGAAGAAAUAAAGGUUCUCCAAUUCGAAUAUUUACAAAUGUAGAUCAAUGCAAGAUAUCUUUACCAGUAGAGGAAAAUUAUAGAUUUUGUGAUGAGUGUAAUCGAUGGGUUUGCUCAGAAAAUGUACAUUGCUACAAGUGCAAUAGUUGUACAUCAAAGAAUGGUCGUGCAUACAUACACUGUAAUUUGUGUAAGAGAUGUGUGAAAAGAACGUGGAAACAUUGCAAAGAAUGUAACAAAUGCUGUUUAAUAGAACACAGUUGUAUGAGAUUUCAAACUAAGGGAAGAAUGAAGGACAGACCACGUAAAAAACAUACAUUGUCAAAGGCAUAAAUAUGAAUAAUAUUCAAUAUUAAAAUAUUUUAUGGACUAAAUUAUAAGAAAAUAUAUCGUAUACAAAUUAUA